Molecule: messenger RNA, 2913 nt
Organism: Talaromyces rugulosus
Lineage: Eukaryota; Fungi; Ascomycota; Eurotiomycetes; Eurotiales; Trichocomaceae
Exons: 3
Coding region: 1-2913 (970 amino acids)
Cellular component (GO): plasma membrane
Molecular function (GO): calcium-activated cation channel activity
Source: RefSeq, a predicted model, not a curated record
AUGGCCGCCGCCGUCGUGGCUCGUGAUGAAACCGACCCGACAACUGCCUUUUUGAACCUGAUCCAGAACCCUUUCAAAUCAGCGUUCCAAGUCAAUGCUUUCUGGGCCUCGCUGGGCACCUCCAUCGGCAUCUCCGUCGUCCUCGCCUUGCUCUUCUCCGUCUUCAGACCGCACCACAAUGCCAUCUAUGCCCCCAAGGUCAAACACGCCGACCAGAAACAUGCUCCGCCGCCUGUCGGAAAGGGCCUUUUCGCCUGGGUAGCGCCUGUCGUGAAGACCAAGGAGGAAACCCUCGUCGACCGCAUUGGCCUGGAUGCCGUCGUCUUCUUGCGAUGCGCUCGCAUGCUGCGGAACAUGUUCAUCAUCCUGAGCAUCAUCGGCUGCGGAGUGCUCAUCCCUGUCAACUUGCUGCAAAGCGAAGGCGGCCAGGCCGGGGACACCACCUUUGCUCGCAUGACCCCGUUGAACAUCAAGCCCGACGCCGUCUGGAGUCAGGUUGUCUGUGCCUGGGCCUUUGAUAUCAUCAUCAUGAUUUUUGUCUGGUAUAACUACAGGGCUAUUCUCGCGCUGCGCCGCCACCACUUCCAGAGCCCGGAAUACCAAAUGAGCCUACACGCCAGGACGUUGAUGAUCACCGACGUCCCCUCAAACCUGCGCUCUGAGGAAGGGCUGAUGCAAUUGACUGACGGUGUCAACCCAACCUCCGCCUUGCCCCGGACCACGAUAGGACGCAAUGUCAAGGAACUGCCUACCAUGAUCAAGAAGCACGAAGAAGCCGUGAGAGACCUAGAAUCAGUCCUGUCUAAAUACUUGAAGAAUCCCGAUCGUCUCCCAGUGAAUCGACCCACCAUGCGCCCAUCCCGAAAGCAUAAAGACAACCUUGGAGGCCGCAAAGUGGACGCGAUCGACUACCUCACCGAUCGUAUCCAGGAUCUCGAAACCAGGAUCAAGGACGUCCGUCAGACGGUCGACAAGCGAAACCCAAUGCCGUAUGGCUUUGCUAGUUGGGAAGCUAUCGAACAUGCCCACGCCGUUGCAUACACUGCCCGUAAGAAAAGACACCAAGGUACACUGAUCCAGCUGGCACCACGGCCGCACGACAUCAUUUGGGAAAAUGUUCCGCUGUCGCCGGCUACCAGACGAUGGCGCCACACGGUCAAUGCCUUUUGGGUGACCCUGUUGACCGUGCUCUGGAUAGCACCCAACGCAAUGAUCGCCAUUUUCCUGUCUGAUCUGUCUAACCUCGGCCUCGUCUGGAAGGCAUUCCAGACCUCGCUAAGCGAGAACCCAAAGGUGUGGGCCGCCGUCCAGGGUAUCGCCUCGCCUGCCUUGACCUCUUUGAUCUACCUGAUUUUGCCCAUUAUCUUCCGUCGCCUCAUGCGCCGCGCUGGUGAUACCACCAAAUCGUCGCGGGAACGCCAUGUCAUUCGCUACCUCUACUUUUUCUUCAUCUUCAACAACUUGAUAGUGUUUUCCCUCUUCUCUGCCGGCUGGGGUUACGUCUCUGCUGUCAUCGACGCAAAGAACAACAAAGAAGACGCCUGGCAGGCAGUGGUCGACGGUCAUAUCUUGAAGAAGGCCAUGAGUGCACUCUGCCAGGUGUCUCCUUUCUGGGUGACUUGGUUAUUGCAACGCAAUCUCGGCGCUGCCUUGGAUCUGUCACAGCUGGUGAAUGUCGCAUGGAAGUGGUUUAUGAAAACAUUCAUGGCUCCAACUCCGCGCCAAAACAUUGAAUGGACUGCUCCACCGCCGUUUGACUAUGCCAGUUACUAUACAUACUUUCUCUUCUACGCUACGAUUGCGCUUUGCUUUGCGACGCUGCAGCCAAUUGUGCUGCCCGUUGCCGCUCUCUACUUUGCUUUUGACAGCUGGAUGAAAAAGUAUCUGCUCAUGUAUGUCUUCCUCACGAAAACCGAGUCCAGUGGCCGAUUCUGGGGUGUUGUGAUCAACCGGAUGAUCUUUGCCGCUAUUCUAUCAAACUUGGUUAUCGCCUUGUUGGCCGCAUCCCAGGAUUCCUGGAUCAAGCUUUACUGCCUCGUUCCGUUGCCAUUCGUUAUGCUUGGCUUUAAGUGGUAUUGCAGGAGGACCUUUGACGACGAUAUGCUCUACUACAGUCGCGCCACUCUGACUGACGCCGAAGCAUUGGGCCCAACCCCCGGCAAGGGCAUCAAGCGAGCUGGGGAUCGACUCAAAUCGCGCUUCGGCCACCCGGCGCUCUACCGGCCUUUACUGACGCCAAUGGUGCACAAGCGAGCUGCCCAGUUGCUCAAGUCGAUCUACCGCGGCCGACUGAGUCAAUACGACGCAAAUGUCGAUUUCUCCGACAUUGCCAUGCAUGCCAUGUCCUCGUCGAAACCGGGCAAAACCAUGGACGGCCAGACGUCGGCGCCAUUCGAAGUCGUCGACGAGAACCAGCUCGACUUUUCCUACUACAAAGACCGAGCCGAUUUCCGCGACGAAUUUGGAGGUGGACUCUACGGCCGGCCUGAAGAUCUCAUUUCCGAGCGCUCGCAAACACCUCGCACGUUCAUGGGCGACUCGCCUGAUUCGUCUCGCGCCUCUUCUCCUUCGUCGAUGAUGCCGCGCAAGCUCGAGGGAAGCUAUGAGCCGAUUGUCAUGAUGGGCGGCAACCGCUCGCAAGAGGCGCUGGUCGACAAUCACAACCACCCGGCCUUCCGGCCUCCAGCAUCCCGCUCUGGCAGCGGACCCGACGGCGCUCCGUUGUAUCGCAACGACUCCAACGAAAGCCAGUCACGGCUUCUAAACCAUCCUCAGCCCAUGGGUGGCGCCAAUGGUAGCCAAACCGAUUUCCACACCGUCGACCGAUGGCGAUCUGGCGGCUACGGUCCUGUUACUCAGGACGAUGACCCGGCCCCUCCGACCUCGUACGAUUACUUCCGUGGUCGACGAUAA